Messenger RNA from Penaeus monodon (black tiger shrimp), 459 nucleotides. Its product is annotated as formin-like protein 3. The transcript has a single exon. The record is from RefSeq and is a predicted model, not a curated record. Lineage: Eukaryota; Metazoa; Arthropoda; Malacostraca; Decapoda; Penaeidae. Bases 1 to 459 code for a protein of 152 amino acids.
AUGGCCACCAUCUCCGAAGCCACCCCGAUCCCCCACGCCUCCGAACCCCCAGCCCGCCGGCAAACCUCCAGCAUUUCCACCGAAACCUCCGGGACCACCUCCAAAAACCCCACACCUCCUAAGGACCGGGCCCCCGAAACCCCCACGCCGCCUCCGAAACCCCCGCGCCGGCUCCGAAAACCCCCAGCGCCGCCCCCAAAAAUCCAGCGCCGGGUCCCAAACCUCCCGCGCCGGGCCGAAACCUCCAGCGCCGGGGCCGAAACCCCCCGCCAGCUCCCAACCCCCACGCCGCCUCCGAAACCCCCAGCACCGCCUCCGAAACCCCACGCCGGGUCCGAAACCCCCAGCGCCCGCUCCCAAACCUCCAGGGGCCGCCUCCCCAAACCCCCAGCGCCGGGGCCGAAACCCCAGCGCCAGUCCGAAUCACCACCGAAACCCCCGGGGCCUCCAAGCACUUGA